AUGUUGGAGCAAUUGUCCCGCAGGAAUCGGUCAUUUCUGUCCCUCUUUCUGACCUCUCUGGCCUUGGCGCUCUCCGUGCUGGCCUUUUGCACUUCUUACUGGUGCGAGGGAACGCACAAAGUUGCCAAGCCUCUCUGUCUGUCACCUGUCAAAAUGAAGAACUGUGGACAAAACAACAGUCAGCCUUACACAACUGAGGUUCCAACAGGGGACCCGAAAAAACCUGAAUCCAAUGUGACAAUGUCUCCCAUCCAGAAAGAGGAACUGGCCCGUAUCAGAGCCAAAAAUCUGGCCAAUGCAGUGCACUACAUAUGGGAAACUGGAGAGGACAAAUACAUGCUGCGCUACUUCCACACUGGAUUCUGGUUGUCCUGUGAGAAACACAAUGAAGGUGAGAAAUGUCGCAGUUUCAUUGAGUUGACCCCUGGAGAAACACAAGGAGUUCUGUGGCUCUCGGUGGUCUCAGAGUUUGCAUACAUCAGCCUGCUGGCCAUGGGUUUUCUUAUGAUGUGGGUGGAGCUGCUGCUGCUGUGCCUGAAUAAGGAGAUGUAUGCGCUCAAGAUCAACGCUUUUGCUGCCAUCUGCACUGUACUGUCUGGCAUGAUGGGAAUGGUGGCACAUAUGAUGUACACAACAGUAUUCCAGAUGACUGUCAGCAUUGGGCCCAAAGACUGGAGACCUCAGACUUGGGACUAUGGCUGGUCAUUUGCCAUGGCCUGGAUCUCCUUCAGCUGUUGCAUGGCGGCGGCAGUAUUCACACUGAACUCUUACACCAAAACACUGAUUGAGAUGAAGCACCGUGCCCGUGUCCGUCUGGAGGAAGCCCGUGCUGCCAACCACGCUCCCCCCUAUGACGAGGUGAUCACGAGCGGCGGGGAGAGCCUGUAUUCGGUUAGCCGGCUGGUUCAGCAGAGUCAGCAGGGAGCGUACAUCGACAACAUGUGGACGCCCAGAGACGAAGGGUCCAUUGGGGGUAUGGUGGGCGCCAAGAGUCCUCAUGGGCUGGUGCUGGUAGGGGGAUGUGGGAGAGAGGGAUGCGAGGAUUGUGAGAGAGAAAUGGAUGAGAUGGAGGAAGCGUUGGAGAGGGAGAGGAAUGAUGAAAUGUGUUGA
Molecule: messenger RNA, 1110 nt
Organism: Danio aesculapii
Lineage: Eukaryota; Metazoa; Chordata; Actinopteri; Cypriniformes; Danionidae
Exons: 6
Coding region: 1-1110 (369 amino acids)
Cellular component (GO): plasma membrane
Source: RefSeq, a predicted model, not a curated record